UUGCAGGAACUUGAAGAAGCCGAAGAAAAAUUGACUCUAAAGACGAAAGAGUAUAAAGAAGCUAUCAAACAUAGAGAAUCGGCAAAAGCUGACUUUGAAGAGCUUAACAAUGAAUUGCUCGAUGAACGCAGUAAAACGCGUCGUUUGGAAAAAGAAGCCACCGAAGUAGAAACGAAGAUUGCUCAACUGCAGUCUCGUGUCGACACUUUGAAAGCAGAUUUGCGGAAGGCGGAAAGUGGUGAGUGUGCAAAGCUAAGCCUUUUUUCUUAUUUGGCAUUUAUUUUUUGCCUUGGGUUAUAUGAAAUUCUAGUUGACAUGGAGCUCACCAAAGCAAAGCAAGCAGCCGAGUCUGAGCGUCUUUUGAAAGAAGGUUUGCAGGCGAAGCUGGCAGCGUUUGGAGACGAAAAUCCAGGAAAGGAAGCACGCCGAUUGGGUGAAGAACUUGAACGAUUGAAUGAGCGCCAUGCCGAAAUCGUUGCGCAAGAAGAUCAGAAGAGAAAACAGCUGGGUCAAUUGGCUGAACUUCAAUCUCAAUUUGAGGAGAAAGACAAUGAGUUGAAAGCGUCGCGUGCUAAGCUUGAAGAAGAACGUGCGCAAUUUGCAUUGCAACAAGAGCAAAACUCAAAGAAUGUGGAAGUGCAAUAUGAUCGACUCCAGAAAGCUUAUGAAGAGAACACUGCUCAAUUGAAGUUGGAAAAUGACACACUGCGAGCUGAGCUCUCUCGACUACAUGCUGAGAUUGAAAUGAGUAGACCUGGCAUCAACGAGCAGCAGCUACAUGAGAUUCUUAACUGGGUAAAUGAGGAGAAAGCAACCAGGGAGGAGAUGGAGGUAAGCAGACUUUAG
Messenger RNA from Cylicostephanus goldi, 846 nucleotides. NCBI's taxonomy places the organism in Eukaryota, Metazoa, Nematoda, Chromadorea, Rhabditida, Strongylidae. The record is from the annotation of a GenBank genome assembly.